This is a messenger RNA of Entrophospora sp. SA101, 291 nucleotides long. NCBI's taxonomy places the organism in Eukaryota, Fungi, Glomeromycota, Glomeromycetes, Entrophosporales, Entrophosporaceae. The record is from the annotation of a GenBank genome assembly.
AUGAAAGAAGGCACAUAUUUGGAAAAGAGCAACAGGUUUAGUAAACAUAAAAAUCAUGUGGAGCUUGGCGGGCUUGCAUGUGCAUAUAUUGGAGUACCCGUAGAUUUUAUUUUCGCCAAUAGUAAUAGUAAUAGUAUAUGUAACGUAACCGCAUCAGGAGAACAAGACAUUAGAUUACAACCUCAAGCUGCUGUAUCUUUGGGUGAUCACCUGGAGACCAUCACAGUUCAAGCAAAAUCUGUACAUUCACCAUAUAAAGAUGCUUUAAUAUAUCUUAUUCUGACAAAGUGA